Paracoccidioides lutzii Pb01 is the source of this 339-nucleotide messenger RNA. RefSeq lists its product as hypothetical. The record is from RefSeq and is a predicted model, not a curated record. The transcript is spliced from 2 exons. The coding region runs from base 1 to 339 and encodes 112 amino acids.
AUGGUCCUGACGGCGGAUCUCGAUGGGGAAAGUUUGGAAGUCAUCAAUAUCGAUGUCCUGGAAUUCUAUAUUGCGGAAGAAAAAGGGAUGCGUCAACGAAACAACGUCGUCACGGAGGCGAGUGAUAUCCCGCUAAAUAGAGAGAAAGUUAUGGCGGUGAGCAGACGGCGAAGGUCUGGAUCAUUAGGUUUUAUGCGAGGUUGGUAUUCCCCUAAAUGGGAACGAGAUACACGUUAUCAAGCCGAUUUUUUGCUCCUGAAACGUCGAGGUAAACGUCAAGUUGCCUCAUCGGAGACAGAGAAAUUGGAAUCGGAACUUGUCAUUCUGGCAUAUCUUUAA